This is a messenger RNA of Podospora anserina S mat+, 936 nucleotides long. RefSeq lists its product as uncharacterized. NCBI's taxonomy places the organism in Eukaryota, Fungi, Ascomycota, Sordariomycetes, Sordariales, Podosporaceae. The record is from RefSeq and is a predicted model, not a curated record. The transcript is spliced from 3 exons. Gene Ontology annotation, molecular function: zinc ion binding; ubiquitin protein ligase activity. Bases 1 to 936 code for a protein of 311 amino acids.
AUGGGUGCCCCCCAAAAGUCCACUGUCCCCACGACGUCAUCAACCACAACUCCAUCAUCCACCAAGCGCAAGCAACCCCACGCCUCUGCCAGCAACAAUGACGAUUCCAAAACCCCUACUAAAAAACAACGUCUCUCCCAACCCAAGGAAGAGAAACGCCUUCGCCGUUUCCGGCCCAAACCUCCCCAAUCCUUCCACGACCUCUACGCCCGCGCCUUAACCCAACGCUUCUUCGUCCUAUCCCGCCACCGCACCACCCCUUCAUCCCUCGAAUUCAGCCCCCCAUCCGAAACAAUUGAACUCACGGGCUCAACAGGCAACAUCUACACCAUCCUCAUCUCCCUCCUCCCCACCUGCACCUGCCCCCACUUUGCAAGAACAAACCAGCAGUGCAAACACAUCAUCUACGUCCUCUCCCGCGUCCUCCGCUGCCCUGCCCAUCUAGUCUACCAACUCGCUUUUCUCACCACCGAGCUCAACCAAAUCUUUGCUGGGGCUCCACCCAUCGUUUCUGGCAGCGCAAACAACAACAACAACAACAACGAAGAAGACGGCAAACGCAAACCAGUCGAAGGAGAUUGCCCUAUUUGCUUCGAGGAGCUUGACACAGCAACAAAGAAGGAGGAGAUUGUCUGGUGCAAAGCCGCCUGCGGACAGAACGUCCACAAGCAAUGUUUUGACAUGUGGGCUGCUACCAAACGGGGGCAAGGCAGAGGGGAGGUGACGUGUCCGUAUUGUAGGAGCGUGUGGGAAAAGGAGUCGGAGAGGGAGAUGAUGAAGAAGGUGAACAGGGAGAAGGGCAAGAGGAGCGCGGAUGGUGGUGGGUAUGUCAAUGUGGCGGAGCAGUUGGGGAUUAGUCCAGUUAGAGAUACAAGCAGCUAUUCAAGGUGGUGGUCAGGGCAUCCGAGUGGUUAUCGGGAUAGUUAUUACUACUAG